AUGUGUCCCCAUCCAGUCUACAAGUUCGCCUGCGACCACGUGGUGGCCUCCGCAAUGGCGCUGUGGUGCGUUCCCGCUAUUACUGCUCGCCGUGGCGAUCUCCCGCUCGCUUCGGCUCCCGGUGUCGUCCUCGAAAAGGAAGUCACAACUGUUUCCCGUCAAUGCAGUAAAUGUCUGCAGCACCAGGUCGACCAGCUCAGGUUGUCCAUCGCUCCGCGGCGCCGUGCUAGGGGCAACAUUCAAGAACUCAUGGACACUAUCGCGUCUUACACUGACGAAAUCAACGAGAACACGAAGCUGGGCUGUUAG
This is a messenger RNA of Tricharina praecox, 309 nucleotides long. RefSeq lists its product as uncharacterized. The record is from RefSeq and is a predicted model, not a curated record. The transcript has a single exon. NCBI's taxonomy places the organism in Eukaryota, Fungi, Ascomycota, Pezizomycetes, Pezizales, Pyronemataceae. The coding region runs from base 1 to 309 and encodes 102 amino acids.